Sebastes umbrosus (honeycomb rockfish) is the source of this 2206-nucleotide messenger RNA. RefSeq lists its product as uncharacterized. NCBI's taxonomy places the organism in Eukaryota, Metazoa, Chordata, Actinopteri, Perciformes, Sebastidae. The record is from RefSeq and is a predicted model, not a curated record. The transcript is spliced from 2 exons. The coding region runs from base 574 to 1347 and encodes 257 amino acids.
UGGGCGGUGGGCGGUAUUUCCUCAUCCGAGGACAGCAAAGCUCCAGCUCGGCUCUGAUUGGUUGUUUUCCUCCGGUAUGUGAAAUCUUGCAGAUGCCAUUAGGAGCACUGGAGGACACAGGGGCACAUGAUUUUUUUCAGAUUACCUGUCUCAUGCACUACUGUCGGGAUAUAGUGACCGUUUUAUAAAAAAUAACUUUUUUUAAUCAUCUUUGCUCCAUUUUUACCAACUGCUGCUUUAACUGAAUGUAUGCAAGGCAUCUUGGCAACUCCCUCCUUGGCACCAACUCUCCUAUUCAAAGCUCCUUUUUUGGCUCUGUGUUGCUUGGGGAAAACGUACAAGUUGGUGUCAGGCAUUAACGAAAGCCCCUCGGGCACAGGUUCUCCAUCGACAUGAGUCAGUCUGGCUCUCCUCCAGACGAGACAUGAUGACAUUUAUGGACUAGUUGAGUUGAAGCAACCGGUGUAGAUAAAGAGAAGAGAGACAGACACACUCUCAUUCAGCCUGUUUGAAGAGAGGGCCUGGCAUGGAUGUAAAGUAAGCUUUCAGACCACAUCCCGGUGAAACAGGACAAUGAAUUUCGAUAUCAUCUUCCUGCCAGUACACAGAUCAAACCAAGUUUUGAUGUCAGUCUGGGAGAUGAGCUGUUGGUGCUGGCCUGGUUCAGCCACAGAAGAAGGAGUGCUCCCAGCCUCUAGAGGAUGCCUGCGUCGGUUCUUGCUGCUGAAGCUGGUGACGGUGCUGCUGUUCCCCCACACGGCAGGCCUCCCCCUGCUGGUGGGCUGCGUGUUCAGCCUGCAGGCCCUGUUGCUGCUACGCUCCCCUCACAUCUCCACCAAGCCCUCCACUGUGCUCCUGGGUCGGCUGGCUCUCACGGACGGUCUCGUGCUCCUGCGCUGGAUGCUUCAGCUGGGAGCGACGCUGGCGUGGUGGACGGAGGAAGGGGGAUCAGUUUGGUGGAGGGAGGCUGUGAGCGUGCUCUGUCAGCAGCUGCUUGAUGCUCACCACCUGGCCUCUCUGCUCCUGCUGGGGCUGCUGGGACUGGAGGCCACGCUGGUGUCGCGCUGGCCUCAGCAGACUCGGAGGUUCAGGACGUCUCACUGGGCUCAGCUCGGCUGCAGCCUGGUCUGGAUGCUUGUGCUGCUGGAACUGUUGUUCUCGCUCCACUCCAAACUUUUGCAGUCCUCCGGACCUCAGACUUAUUUCUCUUCACAAAGUUCCUCUCCUCCUCCCUCCCAUCCAGCUUUCUCCUCCUACCUGAGGAGGACAUUAUGGCUGGUGAAUUUAUGUCUGCAUUAUGCCGUCCUCAAUAGCAGACCACAGAGGAGAAAGAGCUCCUUUCAUUAAAAGACUUGACUGUAUAAUAUUCAUUGACAUUUUUAUUCUAUUUAAUUUAUGUAAUAAAACUAUAUUAAUGUGUAUAGAUAUUCUGAGUAAGACAUAUUUAUAUGGGCCUUAAAUCAAGACUAUGUAACUUUAUGAACAAUGGCCCCUGUGGCUACAAAUGACAAUUACAGUACAUUGCUUUGCUCCCAUGCUGGUACUCCUGUGGUUUCUUCAAACUCAACCGUCAUCUACUGUAGGUAAUACACUGACUAUGGAUAAGUACCUCAUACAACCGUACUUCAAAACACACAAACUAUCCCUUUAAAGAAGAGGCCGUUCCAGGAAAUGCAUCAGCUUACAAACAGGAUACAUGUAUUAAAAACGUGUAGUAUGAUGCAUAUGUUACAGUUGGCCCAUAGAUAUAUUGCGAAACGUGGCUUUAUGUAGAAUUCUCAAUCAAAGGUUUCCUCAGUUUACAUUUGAGAUGCUUGUGAAAUAAGCUGCUCUCACAUCUUCACAGAGAGAGAUAUGGUCGGCUUCAUAUUGUCAACAUGCCCUCAUCCUGCAGUCUCUGGCAGACAGCCCAAGAUAAGAUGUUGAAAUGAAAUAUGACACUGACAAAUGCAGCAUUGAAUUGCACACGGCGUCAUCUUAAGUAGGAUUUUAUUCAAUGUUGCUCUAAUGUGUGUUUCAAGAUGUGUUCUGUUUGCAUAUCUAUCUCUUGCUGACCAAUAGCUCAUAAAUGUCUGUUUACAUUUUUCCGAAGUGUCUCAUUUGCACAGUAAAAACGGGUUCCGAGCAUUAAACACCAACUGGGAUGGUUCAGUAGCGAGAUUUUGUUUUUCUAAUGAAUGGAAACAGCUCCAGCUUAACUUGUUUA